Molecule: messenger RNA, 4337 nt
Organism: Exophiala dermatitidis NIH/UT8656
Lineage: Eukaryota; Fungi; Ascomycota; Eurotiomycetes; Chaetothyriales; Herpotrichiellaceae
Product: transcriptional regulatory protein LEU3
Exons: 7
Coding region: 122-2050 (642 amino acids)
Biological process (GO): DNA-templated transcription; regulation of DNA-templated transcription
Cellular component (GO): nucleus
Molecular function (GO): transcription cis-regulatory region binding; zinc ion binding; DNA-binding transcription factor activity, RNA polymerase II-specific
Source: RefSeq, a predicted model, not a curated record
CGUCUUUCUCUCGUCACCUUUUUCUUAUAGCGCGAUACAUUGAUAGUGAAGCCGCCGUUGUCCUCAAAUAGCCCACAACCAAGGCUCUCAGAGCACAGUAUCUGAGUGAGGUGUUUCAUUCAUGCCCGUGACACGUCCUCGGCGCCGUGCAACUGUUGCAUGCACUGCAUGUCGCCAGUCCAAAAUUCAGUGCGCAUUGGUCGAUGGCGAACCUCCGUGCUCCAGGUGCCGUCGUCUAGCACUCGACUGCACGGUCGACCGUCAAUUUCGCCGUGUCCACAAAACGACGCAGGUCGAAGAACUGCAGGACCAGCUCAAUGAACUCCGGCAGCAUCUCAGUGCUUCAGGCCCCAGUCCAGGCAGCCGCGGCGACCCCAACCCAGUUGAAGAGGAGACAUCCGGCCGGAGUGCCGCGCCGCAGUUGACGGCAAACGGUAACGCAGCCGGAGCCGCGCGUCUCCCCGGCACCGUGCAGACCUCCUCGUCGACCUUCUCAAGAACUCAAAUGAGGGAUGUUAUUCUGUCAGCAGACCGGAUUACGGAGUUGUUCCAAAUCUUCUUUGACGAUUAUCAUCAUUUCUUACCGUUCCUGGAUGAAAAGACAUCGCCCGAAUCGUAUUAUCUGUCGUCGCCGCUGCUCUACUGGUCCAUCAUUGCCGUGGCCAGUCGGCAAUAUCGCCGCGAGAGCUCGUUGCUACACCGUCUGGGUCCAAUUCUUAGCGAGGCUGUUUGGUCGAUAUUCGGCACCUGUCCCAUGACGGUGCCGAAUAUUCAGACCUUGUUGCUGCUCUCCACGUGGCCGUUGCCAAAUAUCCAUCUGUGGAACGACUCGUCAUUGGUCAUGUGCAAUACCGCCCUCACCUGUGCCCUCCAUCUCGGUCUGCAUCGACCUGGCAGAGAAGAGGAGUAUACUAGAGACACCGUGGUCAUGGGCAACCAGGGCUCGCGGGAAGGGCUGACAGCGCGGACGGAAAAGCUACGAGAACGCAACAGAACGUGGUGUGCUUGUAUUGCCGUUGCUCAAAGUCUCUCGAUCGACUUUGGAUACUCGAAUCUCCUAAACCCCUUUGCGCUGUCUCUGGAGCCAACUGUGUACGACAGUAUUCCGUCGGAACUGCGAGACAACGUGGUCGUACAAAAAUGUGCACACGAAGCAUUUCAGCUAAUGGCCAGACACCAGCUGCAAGCCCAGGACCUCGCGGCAAGCAGCGCCAUGUUCGACGGGAUGCGAGAAGCCGACAGUCUGUUCAGCAACUUGGAGCACGAGCUCGACUCAUGUCUGUCAUUUAUGAACAGGCUUCGACUCCAGAGCUCCCGGCUGUCCCUGCAGACUUUGGCUUUCAUCAACGAUUCGACCCACCCCCAGCGUAAGGCUUGGGUUCUGAAAACACAUCAUACAGCAUGUCAAGUCAUCAACCUCGUGCUUGCGGAUCCCACGUCACAUUCCCUCCUUCCCCAUGCCCCGUUGAUGACGUUUCGGAUUCUAUGGAACGCAGCCGCAGUCAUCUUCCGCGUCGUUCACUCCACCUAUCGAGCGGACAUUGACAUCAGCCACAGCCACGUCACAUUCACCGCGGCAGCAUUCGCGCUUCGCCAGCUCUCCGUUCCACACGAACAAAAGGAUAUUGCCACUCGCGCGUCGGAUCUGCUGACGUUCCUCUGGCGUUGCGCCCAGGCCGAUCAGACCCUCACUCUAAAGCCGCCCGAACUCUGCGUCAAGACCCGCAUGACGAGUAGCUUGACAUUCGAUACUUUGAUGAUCGCAAGGUCGUUCGCAGCUCGAGAGAGCGGUACUUGGCUUGCAUACCGACAAUCUCACGCUCCGGAGCUGGUCACCGACGGCGACGGCGAGCACCCAGAUAAAGCCAAUGACGGAUGGGAAGUCGAAGCCAACGCUCCAGAACACGAUGUCGCUCCAGCACAAUUCGAUGGCUUAUUACAGGACAACAUCUUUGCCAGCGUGCCUUUCGCGGAGGUGGAUCAAGCUCUCCCGCCGGCCUGGUACUUGUCGCCCGACUUAUCUUGGACAGCAAAUUUUGGGUACCAGUGAUCUCUCACCCAUUCACAAGUUGUUGAUUUUGCCAAAACGAUCCCGAAAAGUAUUUCCCUGCGAAAACCAUCCGGCUGCUACCUCGGGAUGGCUCUGCUUUGCACGUCACACCCCUCAUUAUCUCUGACGAACUGAAUGCAUUUGUUCUCAAAUUUCUCUAUGAUCCUAAAAGAGUCCAAGAAUAUGGGAAGGCAAGUUUCGAGACGCACAGUAUGUUUCGGCACGGGAUCGGCUCACAAUAGUCGCUGACUGAAGUGUCUUCUGAUGGUAUGCAAAUCCGGGGAGGAAUAAAGUAUGAGCAUGCUGUAUAUUGGGAGACAGUCGGGCCGUGUAUGGUAAGCCUUCUCCGCCAUUUCGGCUGAGAACGAUAACGAGCAACGACUCGUGUUCAUCACCGAAGGUAUUUAACCCCGAGAUAUUCUGGGGUACUCCAUUAUCGCAACCGAAAAGAAAGGCCAGAAUUUCAGGCUGCGAGUCAAGGCAAUCAUGACCGAGGAGAUCCCCAUCAAAGCAAAUCGUGACUCCCGCCAUGAGAAUGUUGUCGAUAUGGGCGCUCUGCCGAAAUCAAGUGGCAAGCAUGUUAUCGAUGCAGACCAAGCCAUAAUUGCUAUCUCUGCCUUGAAAACAUGAAAAUGGAUGAGGCAACCAAUCGGAGGCUCCUCUAAAGGAUCGACCCGCAUGUAUGCCCCUGCUCUGCGUCUCAUAUGCGUUGAAAUGCAUUGACAAAUGCACUCUGCCCUUCGCAGGCAUUAUGGGAAUGAACAAUGACAUCGGCUUGAAAGGUGACAAGGUACUCUGCUGUUUCGCAGCCACCAAGAAUUUCGGAGGAGGUACCGCCCUGAAAUUCUUUCUCGGUGUCUUCGAAGCUGCUAUGACACCUGGGUUCGCAUCGAUCACAUCGCAGUGGUAUACCAAGACGGAACAGGGAACACGAACAGGUAUUUGCUUCAGCUUCAGUGGAGUCGGCAUUAUCGUCGGCAGCUUUGUAGCAUACGGCAUUGCAGUGAGCGGCAAGGCACACCCUCCACUAAUUGCUCCGUGGAAGGUACUCUUCCUAACCACCGGUCUCGCGACCGUGGUGGUUGGAUCGUCUUCUACUUUAUGAUGCCUGAUUCUCCACUUAACGCUCACUGGUUGACCGAAGAUGAUGGAAAACUCGCCGUGGCUCGAGUUAGGAUAAAUGAGCAACGUAUCGGCAACAAAGAAUUCAAGCCCUACCAAUUCAGGGAAGCUCUACUCGAUCCCCUGACUUGGGCCUUCGCAUUCUAUUCCCUUGUUACCAACAUACCAAAUGGAGGUGUGACUAAUUUCUUUGGCCAGCUGAUUGUGGGAUUUAGCUUCACCGCCGAACAGUCUCUCCUCCUUAGUGCUCCAUCGUGGGCUAUUGCCAUCAUCACUUUGACCGGACUUGGUUAUCUUGGCGAUCGAUAUCAUAACCGGAUCAUUUUUGGCUGCGUCGGUGUCCUCAUAGCCACCUUUGGCAUGAUUCUUAUCAUCACCUUUAUCAAACAAAGGUGCACGACUGGCAGAACACUACUUGUUACUUGCUGCUACAGCAGGCUGGGCGGCAUUACUGUCACUCAUCUCAACCAAUACCUCUGGGUAGCUUAUACCAAGAAAACCACGGUAGCGGGCUCUAUAUCUACUGACUUAUUGCGCCGGAAACAUCAUCGGACCUAAACCCUUCCGACUCCAGGAUGCACCACGAUAUGUUCCCGCCGAGAUAACAAUUGUUGUUUGUUGGUGAACCCCGUUCGUUACUUAACCUCGCUCAUGGAAUCGAAAUUCUUUGCCACUUCGGUGCGACCAGGACCGAUACUGACUGUACAGGGGGGCUGGCUUACUUGAUAUGGGAUUCAUCUACUGGUAUUGUCGUCGACAGAAUGCAAAGAAAGCAAUUGCUCGAGGAGCCCCAAGCAAUACUAAACUCGAAAAUCAAGGAUUUGUGGAUCUUACCAACAAGGAGAACCCGGAACUGGUCUAUACUUUAUGAUCCGGCGCAGCAGGACAAGUAGAAACCCAUUCGAUCGAGCUUUGAUCAUACAGUCAGACUCGGUAUAAGGGACAAAUAAUGAACAAUUGACGAUUAGUACCAACUACAACAAAUACCGAAAAGCUGAUACAGAAUAUUGACUACAUCGAAGAGUAUCAUCCUUGAUCAUUAUUGCUAGGUUUCCACCUUAGAUACGAGGUCUAGACGUCUAGUUCCAUACCAUCAUCGAACUUACUACGGUUGGUCCACAGGUCACCAGACGUAAGGACUCAAAGAAAACUCCUCCUGCGAUGU